Molecule: messenger RNA, 2954 nt
Organism: Phasianus colchicus (ring-necked pheasant)
Lineage: Eukaryota; Metazoa; Chordata; Aves; Galliformes; Phasianidae
Gene: SBDS
Product: SBDS ribosome maturation factor
Biological process (GO): cytosolic ribosome assembly; ribosome biogenesis
Source: RefSeq, a predicted model, not a curated record
CAAACGCCCUGAGUGACGCGGGGGCGCAGCCCGGCCGAGCCGCCGCCAUGUCCAUCUUCACCCCCACCAACCAGAUCCGCCUCACCAAUGUGGCCGUGGUGCGGGCACGGCGCGCCGGAAAGCGCUUCGAGAUCGCCUGUUACCGUAACAAAGUCAUGGGCUGGCGAAGCGGAGCGGAGAAGGAUAUUGACGAGGUCCUGCAGACCCACACAGUGUUUGUCAAUGUUUCUAAAGGCCAGGUGGCAAAGAAGGAAGACCUCGUCCGGGCAUUUGGAACGGAUGACCAAACAGAAAUCUGUAAAGUGAUUCUAUCAAAAGGGGAGUUGCAGGUAUCAGACAAAGAACGACAAACACAGCUGGAGCAGAUGUUUAGGGACAUUGCAACUAUUGUGGCUGACAAAUGUGUGAACCCUGAGACAAAGAGGCCAUACACUGUAAUCCUUAUAGAAAGAGCCAUGAAGGAUAUUCACUACUCGGUCAAACCAAACAAGAGCACUAAGCAACAGGCACUGGAAGUGAUCAGACAGUUAAAGGAGACCAUGCAAAUUGAACGUGCUCACAUGAGGUUACGAUUUAUUCUUCCGGUAAAGGAGGGGAAAAAACUGAAAGAGAAGCUCAAGCCACUGAUUAAAGUUAUUGAGAAUGAAGACUUUCAUGAUCAGUUAGAAAUUGUGUGCCUUAUUGACCCGGGCUGCUUCAGAGAGAUUGAUGAGCUGAUCCGGUCUGAGACCAAAGGGAAAGGAACGCUGGAAGUGCUCAGUCUGAAAGAUGUGGAGGAAGGAGAUGAAAAGCUUGAAUAACAAAAACCCUUCUGGAGCACUGCGACUACUUCAGCAAUGUCUAACAACUGGCAUUAGCCAUUCCUUUCUGUUUGGCCUUCUUGUUUUUUCUCCAACCUCUUAUUGCCCAAAUACCUUCUGACACACUAACUCUUUGGGAUUUUUCCAUGCAGUGUUUUUUUUUUAAUCAUUUUUCAUUGCUUGGUUUACAGGUGAUUUGCCUGUAGGAACAUUUUGUGUCAGAGUUGCACUAAUGAGAAUUGAGUUAAGACUUGAUAGGGAAUUUAGCUUUGGUGAAUGUUAAGGGUUGCUGAUGGAGAGUGUUUGACUGAUACGGUGCCAAUCACGUUUGCUUUGAGUUAUCAGUGAUGAGUGGAAGAUUGCAUAGGCCACCAGGGGGUGGGUGUUGUAUGUGAGGAGAGAAACCUUUGGGAAAGAGAGAUAAGUUUUCACUUUCAGGCAAGUGCAAAGUGUGGAUCGCGUCUGCUGAUCUCUUAGCAGGAUGAAAACUGAAGUAGACACCCAUAAUUGGCUGCUUAAUAAUUACAGUAAUUUAAAGGACCAUUCUUGUAUAUUUCCUUCACUGGGUAUAACAGAACUUGCUAACUUAGAAAAAAAGUUCUCCAAAUAAUUUAUUCAUAAAAUAUAUUUAGCUACAUUGGUAAGAAAAAAAAUAAUUAUUAUCAUCUAUUUAUGUAUUACAGAUACAGAAAGAAAUAACUAUUUUUGUUAUAGCAUAGGAGCUAUCCCUGGCUGCAGUGGUGCAUUUGGAGGCUGAAGGCAUAGGCUGCAUUUCUGAGCUGUUGUUAUUCAUGGGAUGAAAUGAAGCGGAUCUCUCCCAGGCAGUGGCCUCUGGCCAUUGUGCUAGACAGGCUUUUGUUGGGCCCUCAUUCCCUCGUGGUAGCUGUCCUUUAUCCUGUGGCUUUUUAUGCUUCUUUCUAGCACAGCAUUUCCAGCCAGCUCCCGAGGCACAGCGUUCUGCAUAGUUUUGUGAAGGCUUGUUUCAGCUGUGCGAAACAAAUGCUUUCAAGUUUAAAUUGGGAAUCUCAAACAAGAGGGGAAAAGAGGACAGAAGCUGGAAAGAUACUAAAAAUACAAUAAAAAUACCUGGUAUACACCCCUGGGUGUCUGAAGGCUGAGCCAGCAGGAGUUUAAGGGGAGCCUUUGGUAUUCAUGAGCCUGUUUCCAUGCUGAUAAUACACAGUGAAUUGGGAUUUGCAAGCUGGCCAACCACUAGAUCUCUGCUUCAGAUGAAUAUGUGUUAUAUUCAUUCCUCGCUGCGUAAUUUUAGAGUAAAUUACCUUUUAUAUGACAAUUAAACAGAGCUCUGGUUUGUACUCUUCACAUGACCUUUUCCUUUGUACCAGUAACAGAUGUUGUGAGUUUUCUAGAGUUGAUGUGGGGAGAGUUGAAGUCAACCAGAGAAAGAUUUGAAAUGUCACAUGCAGAGGAACCUAGAUCCUCAGUCAGGGGCUUCAUUUUGAAAUUGCAGCCUGUUAACGUGAGCUUGUGCAAGGUUGGAUUUAAUUUCUCUAGCAGUGUUUUGGGAGGACUUGCCACUGUGGAGCCUGCAUUUUGCUGAAGGGUAGUGAGAUGGAGACUCUUGAACCAUUUAAUCAGUUUUAAAAUGCUUUCUCUUGCCCCCAGGAUAAUCUGCUGUCCUGUUUAAAUGCUGCCUAGGAAAGUUUAGGGGUAUAAUUAGUGUGUUUGUGAGGUGGACAAAGUUUAAACAUGGAGAUCUGGACGUGGCAGGCAACCUUCCUCGUGUACAAGCCCUUAACUGCUUGUCUUUCAAAUGGCCAUCUCCUCAUGCAUUCUUUAUGAAAAGGAUGGUAAUGCUGGUAUUUAACCUGUCACUGGCACUUAGAAUUAAGAUGUAAUCCAUAAAUCUGCAGAGGAGACGCUGAGCAAGAACCUCAUACAGCAUUGUGUUGGUUUAUUUGAUUUCACAAUUCUGUAAUUUCUUUGGGUUUUAUGCACUUAGAGCGCAACAGGAUGGCUGCAGGUUAAGGACCUUGAGUUACAGAAAUGUAAUCUAAGCUGAUUUAUGAGCUUGGUGCUAGGAAGUCAAUUUCCAUAUAGUCUUUUUCUACAAAUCAAAUGUUAAGGAUUUUCUCUGGUAGAGGGAGCUUGAUUUUAUUUAUAAACAUGCUUGCAUUUCUUGUCAUGUUUGUA